AUUGGUUUCUACAGUAUUACUUCUCAAAAUAAAAUGUUUACCAAAUUAAUUUUGUAUUUUAGGAAUUCGAGACGACUUCCAAUUCCAACGACUCUUUUUCUUACUUAUUCUCAAACUUUCGAUUCCGCGGUCUUGAUCUCUAUACGCGGAAUUCGAAAGCUUCAGUUCUGGACAUCCAAUUCCUCAAUCCCGCAAUAAUUCCAAUUUCCGGGGAAACUCCAUUUGAUUCCUUGUAUACGACGACUUUUGCUUUUGACCUUUUUUCCCUUUUUUGGUACCAUUUUUCCGUAGCCGGUGGGAGCGGAUUUCAAUGGGAACCCCAGAAUUCCCAGAUCUCGGGAAGCAUUGCAGCGUCGAUGACUGCAAGCAGAUCGAUUUCUUGCCGUUCACAUGCGAUCGCUGCCGCCAGGUGUUUUGUUUGGAGCACCGGAGCUACAUUAAACACAGUUGUCCAAAAGCUGACAAACAAGAUGUCACUGUUGUCAUCUGCCCUCUCUGUGCGAAAGGAGUUCGCUUGAUCCCUCAAGAAGACCCAAACAUUAGUUGGGAGACACAUGUGAACACUGAAUGUGACCCUUCAAAUUAUGAAAAAGUCACUAAGAAGAAAAAAUGUCCCGUCCCUGGUUGCAGGGAGGCCCUUACAUUCUCAAACACGAUCAAGUGCAGGGACUGCUUGGUAGAUCAUUGUUUGAAGCACAGGUUUGGACCUGACCACAAAUGUUCUGGACCUAAGAAAUCAGAAGCAGGUUUCCCAUUUAUGGGUCUUUUGAGUAGAAGUAGAACAGAAAAUUCAAAACCCAACCGAGCUCCAACGUCAUCCUCCUCCAAGUGGACUUCAAACUUUCUUAAUGCAGCUUCAACAGUUAGAGCCUCAGCUGAAGCUGGCAUGGCAAAAUUGAGCACUGAAAUAAGCCAAAAAUGGCAGAUCGCAAAGGAUGGAAUAGGGCACAGCAGCAAUAGCAGCAGAGUGGGUGGAAUUGGACAAGAAGAGUGCCCGCAGUGUGGUGCGAAGUUCUCCUCAGUUACAGCUCUGGUGGAGCAUGUGGAGAAAGUUCAUGAAACGAGUGUCAGGCGAGGUGGGAUGAAGGAGGUAUCAAUUGAUGUCUGCCCAAAGUGCAGUAGAGGAUUUCGUGAUCCCGUUUCACUUGUGGAGCAUGUUGAGAGGGAUCACGGUUGUACUCCAAGAGCUUAGGAAUGCUUGUCAAAACAGCAGUGUACUUAUGGUUAUAGAAAUACCAAUUUCUCUUCUUAAAAGGACUAAUAGGAGGAGUAUGGUAAUUCCUUCUAAAGUCUGGGAUGAGUUUGUUCCUAAGUCACGUGGGACUCCUCAAUACACCCUCUCACGUGUGGGCCAGUAUUUCCUGUACCAUUAUCGUGGGUAGGUUGCGAGAGUCCAUCAUUAGUCAUAGCUUAGCUUACUCUGAUAUAAACAUCAAAUUCUCUCCUUAAAAGGCCUAAUAUGAGAAAUAGGAUAAUUCCUUAUAAAAUCUAGAAUAAAUUUGUUCCUAAAUACUCCUUAAUAAUGGUCAAAUCGUAUUUUCUUUUGCA
This is a messenger RNA of Carya illinoinensis, 1548 nucleotides long. Its product is annotated as zinc finger AN1 and C2H2 domain-containing stress-associated protein 11-like. Lineage: Eukaryota; Viridiplantae; Streptophyta; Magnoliopsida; Fagales; Juglandaceae. Bases 311 to 1192 code for a protein of 293 amino acids. The record is from RefSeq and is a predicted model, not a curated record. The transcript has 2 exons. Gene Ontology annotation, molecular function: zinc ion binding. Gene Ontology annotation, cellular component: cytoplasm.